Molecule: messenger RNA, 1974 nt
Organism: Symbiodinium pilosum
Lineage: Eukaryota; Dinophyceae; Suessiales; Symbiodiniaceae
Source: the annotation of a GenBank genome assembly
AUGCGGGAUCGCUCCUGCUGGGUUAUUGCCUUCCAGAUUUCCGCCUUGCUGCUCGGGCUGCUGGAGGUAGAAUGCAACAAGCUGCACGUUGCAAGCUCCAAGUUGGCAUCCGAUGGCAGAGGCAAAACUUCCGAGGAUGAUGCGUUGAUGUUCAAGGCCAAUGCUGCGCCCGCACCUGCACCGGCCACGGAAGCGUUUUCUUCCCCUCCGGGUCCUCCGGGAAUCCGAGGACCUGCAGGACCCAAAGGCAGGAAAGGUCGGACAGGACGGCGUGGCGCACCUGGGCCACCGGGAACUUUGGGCAUGCCACCGAUGGGGGGGAUGCCUAUGCCAUUUGCAUAUCCUUAUCCAAUGAUGAACCCUUACAUGAACCCUAUGAUGAAUCCCAUGGCUGCCAUGAACCCUUUUAUGGGGGCCCAGCCUGGUGUGGCAAGCCCACUGACACAAGCCCCUCCAGUGGCUCCUGCUCCAGCAGUCGCCGAGGUCCCCACAACGACUCAAUUGGCGGCUGCCCUAUCACCCAAGGCUGCUGUGGAGUCGCUGCCUGGAGCACCAGCACCAGCUGCUGCUUCGUUGGCAGCACCACCAGCCGUUGAGGCUGCGGUGCUGAACGAGGCACCCGCUGCAGCACCAAUUACAACAACAGCUGCUGCACCCGCGCCUGCCACGCCAGUGGUGGCGCCUGUUGCAGUUGCACCUGUUACUGCAGCACCUGUGCAACAGUACAGCCUGCCUGCGCCGGCGCCAGCAGCAGUUCCAGCCAGUACUCCUUACUCUGCUGACGCAUCCAUUCUGAAAGCAGCAAUGCCAUCCCCGGCAGCGCCAGCACCAGUGCCGGCAACCGUGGUGGCUCCAGCACCGGCACCUGCCAGCAUAGAGGUCGAAGCUGGCAAGGCAGCACCGCAGCCCAAAGCACAGCCUGGUGAGUCGAGCAUGCCUGCGGGCAACCGCGACUCGGCAAAGGCAGGCGGUGUGGAUGAUGCUACAAAGACUGGUGGCAAAGCUGUGCCAAGCGCAGAGUCCGCUCUCAAAGAUGCCGCCGAAAAGGCCAUGAAGGAAGCCAAAGCCGACGCAGCCAGCAAUGCUGGCGGCGCCGGAUCCGGUCUCAUAGAUGAAGUGACUGGUUCCAAUUUCACAGAGGAGACAGAGGAUGAGCCGGGCGCUAAGUUGUCGUACAAGACUCUGAAUGGGGUGCUUGGCUGCACGCAAUCGGGCUGGGCCAUUUGGAGACACUGCGAGUAUUACAUAUCGCGUUGCAAGGCAAGCGAUUCCAGCAACAUGCUAGCAUCGCCUGCUCCUGCUCCUGCUCCGGCACCUGUGCUGGCUGCGUCGCCAGCCUUGAUGGGACCUGGGAUGCUUGGCCCAAAGGGACCGAAAGGGCCUCGUGGCCCAAAAGGCCCCACCGGAGAUGCAGGCGAUGCUGGUGAAAUGGGGCCACCAGGCCCUCCCGGGCCCACUGUUGUGAUGGGCUACAGCAGCUACAAUCCCUACAUGAUGCCGCCAAUGAUGAAUCCCUUCAUGGACGGCAUGCCAAUGCCACCAAUGCCGGCAGCAUCCUCUAUGCCAGUAGCUCCCACAAACACUCUCCCCACAAGUUUGGGAACCUCUCUGCCCGCCAACCUGGCCAUGCCCAAUAUGUCGGCUGUUAUGGAAGCACAGAAGUCCGUGGUCAGCACAUACACCACGGCAGCCAAGCCUGCAGCCUCUGCGAUGCCACCCUCAUCCGCCGUCGCACAGCUGGCGGUUGAAAGGCACCGAGAAGCGCCCCAAGCGCAAGAAGCAAGACAUCUCAAGCCAGAAGCAGGAAACCGACCUCCUGUGCAGCAGAUGUCAACGGCUCCCCCCAGCAGUCACAGCAACUUUCUUGCGACCAUGAAGCGAUCAGUUGACAAGGCCGAAGAAAUUGGGUCCUACGUCCCAUUUGUGCCUUGGCGUCUCCUGAAUGAGGCUGUGAAUCGCAGUGGCAUAGCUUGA